Molecule: messenger RNA, 1008 nt
Organism: Zeugodacus cucurbitae (melon fly)
Lineage: Eukaryota; Metazoa; Arthropoda; Insecta; Diptera; Tephritidae
Exons: 2
Coding region: 669-950 (93 amino acids)
Source: RefSeq, a predicted model, not a curated record
AGAAUGGUAUUUGAAUAUAAUUAACUUACGUAUUUGAACAUGUUGAGUGUGUGUUUUAGCUUAGCUGGCUGCGUCUUCUCGAACUUGAGUUGAAAACUGUCUGAUGUCACUUUGCGAAUCGUCGACAACUUUUAUACCCAACUGCGGCGCAUUCAACUUGGUGCGAAACAAGUGUUUUGGUUUUUCUAUUUUUCAAGUUCAACGCAGUUGCCCUCCAAAGACUGCAUUUUGAAUAUAAAUAUUUUGUUAAAGUAAAAAUACCAAGCAUUUGGACAAUCUUCAUUGCAAUUCAAUGCCACAGUUUUGGUUUUCUUUUAUUUGUUGUUUGGGUUUUGCAUUACAUUUUUGAACCAAAUUAAAAUGUAUGCGCGCACUCCGCUGUAAAUUACCCGAAAUAGUGUUGUGCGCAAGUGCGAAGCGCCGAGGAAUGCCCACCGAAUUUGCUGCUUAACAGUGUACACGUACAUACAUAUACAUUAGAGUGCUUGAUCAAGUUGAAGUUUGUUUGACUAGAUAUGAGUCACCUCCAAUAUUAAUAUUAGGCUGCGCUUUUACAUAGAUUCGGGGCAAAGUCGUUUUCUUAUGGUAUAAAAGUUAAAUUAAAUUGGAACUAUUUACUAAACCAUAAUUGCAUUUCCUUCAAGCAACAGUUAAGCAAUCCAAAUAAAAUGUUCAAAUUCACUGUUCUUCUCUUCGUGCUCAUUGCCUGCGUUGCAGCCAAUCCCGAUAUCAUCGCUAACGCUCCCUUGACUUACGCUGCUCCCACCGCUGUUGUUGCCGCUCCAGCCCCCGUUGUGACCGCCACCAGCAGCCAUGUAAUCGCUCGCAACUACAAUGGCAUCGCCGCCGCCCCCGUUGUUGCCCGAUAUGCUGGCGCUGCUCAUUUGCCGGUAUCUUUGACUUCCCCACACUAUGUAGCUCCGUUUGCUGCUGCCUCUUUCUUCUGGUGAAAUGUAUUAUGAUCCCAAUUAUGGGGUGUACCUUUGUGAUGUCAAUCGAAAUAAAAUA